Molecule: messenger RNA, 785 nt
Organism: Moneuplotes crassus
Lineage: Eukaryota; Ciliophora; Spirotrichea; Euplotida; Euplotidae
Source: the annotation of a GenBank genome assembly
UAUGGAGUCGCAGGAAUGUUUGGAUGGGAUUAGAUGAAAGAUUAGAAUGAGAGAGUUGCAGAUACGAAUACGGGAAGUGAAAUCACUUCGUUCGAGAAAUUUUACAAUUUUUGAAAAGCACUGAAAAACUAUGAUUCUUCAUUUAAUGCUUUGGGAUUGCCGUUAUGGUGAAGAUGAAAAAUACCUGAAAAACGCUGAUUUUGAAGAUGGCCGUUGUUUUAGAAAGGAAAAUACUAUUUACAUUUCAAGAGUCAGAUUACCUCUUUUCGAAAAGAUGAUAAAAAUACUUUUGAAAUAGCAAAAAUAAAAUUGAACUUAUUAAUAAUAUCGAUGCUCCAAUAUACAGGCAGACGAUUGCUAUUAAGAGACUAAUUACUAAAAUGUCCUUGAUGAAAAUAGUAAAAAUUUCGAGCUUCUCAAUAACAUCCAAAAACUUUGCUCACAUCCUGACCAAAGGUAUUUCCCUUGAAGAAUUAGAGGUAUCUCGAUGAAUCAUAUCUGGCCCUAUUAUCAAACCUGGUGCCAGUGAAAGAGCUUCAAAACUGAAGACUGUCAGGAUUACAUGAAGAAUAACUCUUUCUCAUAAAAUCUUACUAGAAUUAAAGGACUAUGACAACAUUUUAGUAAACAUGUGCCAAUGGUUAUCCAAGAACGUUCGAAAAGAAGCCUUCUUUUAUCUCUACGGUAUAGAAUAUACGACAUGAAAGGAGCUAAAAGACAAGUAUUGCUUAAGAAGAGUUAAACCUAGUAAAAAUUUACGCUAUGACUAUUAUCAAGGAGAGUAA